Molecule: messenger RNA, 3128 nt
Organism: Dinoponera quadriceps
Lineage: Eukaryota; Metazoa; Arthropoda; Insecta; Hymenoptera; Formicidae
Product: pre-rRNA processing protein FTSJ3
Exons: 6
Coding region: 476-3013 (845 amino acids)
Biological process (GO): maturation of 5.8S rRNA from tricistronic rRNA transcript (SSU-rRNA, 5.8S rRNA, LSU-rRNA); rRNA methylation; maturation of LSU-rRNA from tricistronic rRNA transcript (SSU-rRNA, 5.8S rRNA, LSU-rRNA)
Cellular component (GO): nucleus; nucleolus; preribosome, large subunit precursor
Molecular function (GO): rRNA (guanine) methyltransferase activity; rRNA (uridine-2'-O-ribose)-methyltransferase activity
Source: RefSeq, a predicted model, not a curated record
GACCAAUUAUUGUCGAUUAUUCGUUGAUCGUAAGAAGAAUAAUCGAUUGUGAUUGGCCAAUUUCUUAAGCUUAAGGCUUAAUACACGUAUUGCAGGCACUCUUAACCUGCUAUUGGAUUUAUACGCAAAUUGAAAAGAAGCCGACUGCCUGAUUUGUCACUGAAUCGUACUACUAUUGCACCAAAGACGGUGGCGACAUGUAGCAGAAACUCUGAGACUUAUGAUGCUAACCUAUUUCGCUGAACGGAAAGGAUUAUAAAGACCGGUAUUUACAGUCCGAUCUUAUAUUCAAAAGAAUUUCUGGGAAUUAAUAAAAGGUUCUCUUAUUGAACCAUCGGUUGUGUUUCAAACUGCAUUGCGAAAAGUGUUCAAACCUUUUUAAAAUAAAGUGCACACACGAAGAAGAAAAGACAACACGUGGUUGACACACACGUGUAUACGUUUAUUAUAAAACUGAUGUUACCUUUCAAUUAAAAUGGGGAAGAAAACAAAAACUGGAAAGCAGAGGAGAGACAAGUAUUAUCAUUUAGCCAAGGAAACAGGUUAUAGGUCACGUGCUGCUUUCAAGUUAAUUCAGUUAAAUCGGAAAUAUGAAUUUCUUCAAAAAUCUAGAGUAUGCAUCGAUCUAUGUGCAGCGCCUGGUGGCUGGAUGCAAGUUGCCAGACAAAAUAUGCCAGUAUCAUCUAUAGUUGUAGGAGUAGAUCUGUUUCCUAUAAAGCCUAUUCCAGGAUGUAUCAGUGUUACAGAGGAUAUUACAACAGAUAAAUGUAAGGUGGCUAUUAAACGAGAAUUGAAAACAUGGAAAGCUGAUGUUGUUUUAAAUGAUGGAGCCCCAAAUGUGGGAAAAAAUUGGCUUCAUGAUGCCUAUCAACAAGCUAUUUUAACAUUAGCUGCUAUUAAAAUCGCUUCUCAGUUCCUAAGAGCAGGUGGUUGGUUUGUGACAAAAAUAUUUCGAUCUAAAGAUUAUCACCCACUACUUUGGGUGUUAAAACAAUUAUUCAAGAAGGUGCAUGCUACUAAACCUCAAGCUUCACGUAACGAGUCCGCGGAAAUUUUUGUUGUUUGUCAAUACUAUAUCGCUCCUGAUAAAUUGGAUCCCAAGUUUCUCGAUCCAAAGUAUGUAUUUUCUGAGUUAGAAAUAAAAAAUGCAAACAAGAUAAAUAUUUUCCACCCAGAAAGACAGAAGAAACCUAGGGCAGAAGGAUAUCCUGAGAAUGACUAUACAUUAUAUCAUAAGUUAUCUGCUAAAGAGUUCAUUGCUUGUGAAGAUGCAGUGGAGGCUUUGCAAACUGCUUCCGAAAUAGUGAUAGAUGACGAAGCUAUUGAUAAACAUGAGAAAACGACAAGAGAAAUUAGAGAAUCUUGCAAAGAUAUUAAAGUACUUGGUCGAAAAGAUUUGAAGAUGUUACUCAAAUGGUGGAAAGCGUUGAAAGAGGCACAGUCUGAGGAAAAAAAAGAGGACGGGACUACGCUUGAAGAUGAAACUGCAGCCACACCUGCAGCUAUUAGUCUCGAAGAACAGGAGGAUUUGGAAGACGCGGAAAUCGAGAAACAAAUUGCUGAGCUCAGAGAUACGGAAGUAAAAGAAUUGAAACGCAAGAAGAAAAAAGUUCAUAAAGAGAGACAAAAGCUGAACGAACGUCUCAAUUUGAAAAUGAUUCACAAAGGCGACGAGGGACCUAAAUUGGAAGGAGACGAUAUGUUCAAUUUAAAGCAGAUACAAACCUAUCAACAAUUGGAACAAGUUACGGAUCAAACACCCGACGUCGUGGCGGAAAGCGAGGAAGAUUCGGACGACGAAGAAAUCAAGCCGAAGACGAUUCGUUACGAGAAGGAUGCAGGUCACUUGGAUAGUAAAGGCUUAUAUUAUAAAAUGGAAGACAGCGAGGAUAAUGACACCGAUGCUACAUCGGAUGAUGACGCGGAUAGUGAAAAAUCUGGGCUAGGUCUGGGAGAUUCGGAGGACGAAAGUACGAAGAAAAAAACGCUGCCAAAAAAGAAACGAGAAUUUAAUGAUCCCGAUAGCAAUCCACUGCUGACUGAUCUAGACUUCCGGGAUAAGAAAGCAAAAAAGAUUCAUAAGGCAGAACUGUGGUUCGAAAAAGAUGCAUUUAAAAAUUUAGAGAAUGAGGACGAUGAAGAUUAUGAGUUGGAUAGAAUGAUUGAGCUGUACAAAAAGAAAGGUGGGCAUGUCCUCGGAGAAGAGAAGAAGAUAGAAAAUCACGAUGAGAACAAGAAACGAAAACGCGAAGACAAUGAGAGUUCCGAGGAUGAGUUAAAUUCCGAUUAUGACAUGGAAGAAAUGAUGGAAACUAACAAGAAAAGGAAGAAGACCGGUGGAAAAGACGGUUUUGAAAUAGUAUCUCGCGAAGAGGAUAAAAAGUUGAAGAAGAAGAAGAAAUUGACCGCGGAAGAUUUAGCACUUGGCACGUUGCUGAUUCAAAGUAAAAAAUCCCGAAGGGAUUUGAUCGAUUCAGGUUGGAACAGAUACGCGUUCAACGACGAAAAUUUACCCGACUGGUUUACGAAGGAUGAGGAGAAGCAUAUGAAGAAAGAGGCACCUGUACCUGUUGAAUUAAUAAAUGAUUAUAAAAAGCGAGUCGAGGACUUAAACGUUAGACCGAUUAAGAAAGUGAUGGAAGCUAAGGCGAGGAAGAAGAAGCGUGCGAUGCGCAAACUUGAGAAGGCCAAGAAGAAGGUAGAGACGUUGAUGGACAGCACGGAUAUUAGCGACAGGGAGAAGGCCAGACAAGUUGCAGCGUUGUAUAAGAAAGCUACCAAGGAGCCGAAGAAGGAAAUCACGUAUAUCGUUGCGAAGAAACACUUGGCGCAGAAGCGCGCCGCUCGGCCUGCCGGUGUGAAAGGUCGAUACAAAGUAGUCGAUCCGAGAAUGAAGAAGGAUAUACGUGCGGCGAAAGCGAAGGAAAAGACUAAAGGCCGCGGAAAGAAACAUCGAGGCGGAAAGACUCCUAAAGCAAAACCCAAAACUAUGAAAAGGAAGAGGGCCAAGUAGACUUUAUUUUCUAUAUGAUAAAAAGAAAGUCAUCUUUAUAGCUAUUUUAUCUCAACAUUCGCGCGAUGCAAUAUUUGCAUCGUUCGCUCGUGGGGAGUGUAAUAAUUAAUAAAUA